AUGCUGUCUGUCAACCCUGCCAAGAGAAUCAACGCUGCAGAAGCUCUCAAACAUCCAUGGAUCUGUCAAAGAGAACGUGUUGCUUCUGUUGUGCACAGACAAGAGACUGUGGACUGCCUGAAAAAGUUUAAUGCCAGAAGAAAGCUCAAG
This is a messenger RNA of Candidula unifasciata, 150 nucleotides long. The record is from the annotation of a GenBank genome assembly. NCBI's taxonomy places the organism in Eukaryota, Metazoa, Mollusca, Gastropoda, Stylommatophora, Geomitridae.